Molecule: messenger RNA, 1509 nt
Organism: Prunus mume (Japanese apricot)
Lineage: Eukaryota; Viridiplantae; Streptophyta; Magnoliopsida; Rosales; Rosaceae
Source: RefSeq, a predicted model, not a curated record
AUGACUGGUACCUGCUCUUCAACUAGCCAACUAGUUGAAUUAGAACCUGAGAUUGAACAAAAGCUUCGAGCAAUUCGUAAGAGUCAAAAACAAGAUAGAGAAAAGAAGAAUCAACAAGAAGAAGAAGAGAUGGCCCUUGUACAAAAUGAAACAAUGGGAGACCUUGAUAUCCCGACAAUUCCGACGUCACCUUUAAGCAUCGUUCUCCCUGCAGCUGCUAGGAAUUUUGAAUUAAAAAAUAUCCACUUUAAUAUGAUGCCUUCUUUUCAUGGAUUAAGUUAUGAAAAUCCUUUAACUCAUAUUAGAGAUAUUUUUAACAUGGUUUCUAACAUGGCUUUGACAGAGGGAGUCACCGAAGAACAUCUCAGGAUGAAAGUCUUUUCCUACACACUGAAAGAUAAAGCUAAGAUGUGGCUAAACUCCUUAAGGCCUGGAUUAUUGACUAGCUGGACAGAGGUUCAAAACAAGUUCUUGGAGAAAUUCUCUUCAACUCAGAAAACUGAUGCACUAAGGGAUAAAAUCAUGCAAUUCAGUCAACAGACCGAUGAGUCAUUUUCAGAAGCUUGGGAAAGGUUCAAUAAUUUUUUAAUACAGUGCCCUCACCAUGGUUUGCUUACUCUAGUUCUCAUGCGUAUUUUUUAUAAGGCACUAAUCGUUUCGAGUAAGGCUGCAGUGAAUAACUAUGCAGGUGGAUCUGUUAAGAACAAGACACCAACUGAAUGUCAAACUUUGUUUGAUACACUAGCAAUUGAAACACAGCAUUCUGAUACAAGAGGUAAGCGUGCUGGAAUUUAUGAAAUUGGUAGUUCUAAUGCUUUUGCUUCUAAAGAGCAGGUUGCCACUAUAACCAGUAAAUUGGACGCCUUGCUUGCUAUGAAUGGGAGAGCACCAACACAAGAGAUUUGCUCCAUUUGUGCUGUUCUCGGUCAUGCCACCAUAUCUUGUCCUCAUGGGGUUGAUUUUCCAGAAUUUCUGCAAGAACAAGCCAAUAUGGUGAAUACCUAUAGACGUCCUAGCAAUGAUCCAUUCUCCAACACAUACAAUCCGGGAUGGCAAAGGCACCCCAAUUUUUCAUGGAGCAAUACUCAGAAUGUCCAAAAACCACCACUUGGUUUUCCACCUCAAGAGAAAAAAAUAAAUUUGGGAGAUGCUCUUACUCAGUUAACUAUGUCUACCACCCAAUUUAUGACUGAAACCAAAACCCAACUUCAGAAUCAGAGCGCUUCUAUUCGGAACUUGGAGGUGCAAGUAGGCCAACUAGCUACUGUAUUGAGUGAAAGAAGCCAAGGAGUAUUGCCAAGCCAAACCGAGGUUAAUCCAAAAAAUCAAGAGCAUGCGAAGGCAAUUACACUUCGAAAUGGGAGACCCAUCAAAACUGCUGUAGAUUUGGACUUAGGAAAGCACCACAAACAGUUGAGAGAUACGGAAAAAGCUGAAGAAAAUAGCCUACCAGCCGCCUUAAGCUCAACCGAAAAUUCAGCAACACAUGCAAUGAAUUUUUCUUCUUAG